AUGUCUACCCCAACCAGUCCCGUGGACAAGCUCCCUCAUCGGUCGUCGACCCUCACGAGUUCCAUUGCUCCGGACCGCCGAGCCUCUAUGAGUGAUGAUGAGGCCAUUCCGGACUCUGAUAGCAGCGAGACUACGAACCUGCUGAACGAGCGUUUGCGCGCUUUGAAGCACAUGUGUGGUUACCUGGAGGACUAUGUUACCGUGACUUCGAAGGUACAGAGGUCGCAUUCGAAGGACUAUGAGAAAGUCCUCAAAGUGAGUGGGCUCCCUUCCGAUUAUUCCUCGAUCUACCUAUACAUCCAGAUUUAG
Aspergillus oryzae RIB40 is the source of this 309-nucleotide messenger RNA. RefSeq lists its product as uncharacterized. Bases 1 to 309 code for a protein of 102 amino acids. The record is from RefSeq and is a predicted model, not a curated record. The transcript has 2 exons. Lineage: Eukaryota; Fungi; Ascomycota; Eurotiomycetes; Eurotiales; Aspergillaceae.